Molecule: messenger RNA, 12080 nt
Organism: Sardina pilchardus (European sardine)
Lineage: Eukaryota; Metazoa; Chordata; Actinopteri; Clupeiformes; Clupeidae
Gene: dnah7
Product: dynein, axonemal, heavy chain 7
Exons: 63
Coding region: 1-11814 (3937 amino acids)
Biological process (GO): microtubule-based movement
Cellular component (GO): dynein complex
Molecular function (GO): dynein intermediate chain binding; minus-end-directed microtubule motor activity; dynein light intermediate chain binding
Source: RefSeq, a predicted model, not a curated record
AUGAAUAUGAGCUUUGAAGAUCCACAGUCCAAGACUGGAGUUUCAGCUAAACCAUCUAAAGUUCGUGUGAGCAGCCAUGCUCAGCCUAAAAAGGACCGUGAGCAGUUUCGCAGUGCUCUGGUCAGCAUUAUCAUGCAACAGGACACGGCUGCCGGGAGGUCCUUCAUGGAGGAGACGUCUCUUCCCAGGAGUGGAUCCCCUACAGCCACAGAAAAAGACAUUCUGAGAUAUUACUACUACAUACGGAAUGGAAUUGACACCGAACAUGUGGCAGCCAUGGAGGACUCCUGGUUAGAGAAUGUUCUGAGUUUGGUUCCUUUGCACCUAAAAAUGCUUACAACAACCAUCGAGCAGCUGUCAGAUGAGAUGAAGGAGGACUAUCUGAUGAGUGUGAAGAAAGCCAUAGUGGAUUUUGUUCUGAGAGACCCAAGGGAGAAUGAAGAUGAGAAAGUCAAAGAUCUCCCUCCCCACAGAGAAGAAAUAGAAGUGGUUCCAAAGCCAUGGCACAAAACCUUUCUGCAGGCCAAGAAAAGAAUGACGGAGCGUUUGCAUGCCAUCAACCCUACAAUGUUAUCUGUGUUAGACCUGUGGCAUGUGUCCUUCAAGCAGCUGCGCUUAGUUGAUGUGGAGGAGUUCCAUAACAGGCAGGAGUCUAUGGAGCUCCAUGUUUUCCAGCAACUCGUCACCAAGCACAUUGAGAGUGCCAAGGAUGUCCUCCUCAAAAAGUGGUUUCCAGAGAUCCAGCAUAUCUACUACCAGGGUAACAAGCGCAAACUGGUUCCUAGCAACAGCAACCCAGCCAAGCUGCAAUCCUUCUUUAAUUGUGUGGCCACGCUAAUGACCUCCCAUCUCCAGAGCCUGGCGCUGGAGUCCAUGCAGGACUACACACACCUCAUCGCCCAGCACCCCUCUUCCAUACGGGCCUAUGAGCAUCCAGGCUUCAUCCUCCAGCUCAUCCUGGACAGGAACGAGAUCAUUUUUGAACCAGACUUUGGGGACUUUGAGCUGAUCGUACUGAACACCUUUGAUAUGAUGCUGAAAUCCGUCACCCUGGUGCCGCGCGUGGAGACUAAACUCUACUCAGAAUGGCCGGGGACUCAGGUGGGGGGCAACCUGCGGCCGGUGAUCCUCCCGGAGAUCCUGGCGGCGCAGCGGGAGCUGGUGCAGCGCGUGCUGCGCGAGGAGACGGCCGGCCCGCUGGAGCACCUGCGCCUCUACGACAAGUACGCGCCGCUGGUGACCAAGCAGGCCGAGGAGGACGUGGAGCAGUUCCUGCGCGACCAGCACUCCUUCCAGGAGAUGAUGAUGGAGGUCACGCGCUACCAGCAGAACGCCGACGACAUCAAGUACAACUCCAUCAAGGUGCUGCGUCUGGGUAUGUUCGAGGUGCACUGCACCGAGCUGAUCCACGCUCUGGUGAAGCAGGCCGAGGCUCUGUGCCAGAAGCUCAUCAACCGCAUGCUGGAGGAACACCAGGAGCUCAACACCAAGCUGUGUGCUGAAUAUGAGAAGAUAGCAGAGAAGGCCCUGAGCACGCCCCCGAGCACGCAGGAGCUGAUGGAGCUGAAGGCGUACAUCAAGACGGUGGAAUCUAAAGACAUUCCUCUGCUGGAGAGCAAACUGCUUGAAUCCAAAACCCGGCUGUGCUUCCUGGUGGACUAUGUGACCUUCUCGCCGCUGGACAUUCGUCUCAACAGACAGCCCUUCCAGUGGCAGUCGCGCAUGCCGUCCAUCUUCGAGGAGCACCAGAAGAUUGUCACCGAGAAGACUGACCAGUACCAGGAGGGGCUCAAGCUGCGAUGCACAAGGUUUGUGGAAGAGCUGGAGAACUAUUCCAAACAAGUGGAAGAGUUUUUCACGUUUGGGGAUCUUUCCGACCUCAACAAGUACCUGAAGAAGGCUCAGUCCCUGAAUGCCAAACUAGACGCAGCGACCGAAAAGAUCGAAGGCUUCAACAUGGAGGAGGAGGCCUACGGCUGGCCCAUCUCGCAGUACCCCGGCCGCAAGAAGGUGCACGAGUCCCUGCUGCCCUACCUGCGCCUGUACGAGACGGCCGCGGAGUUCCAGACGCAGCACAGGGCCUGGGUGCACGGCCCGCUGGCCGGCGUCAACCCGGACAAGGUGGAGGGCGACGUGGGCAACUACUGGCGCGCCCUCUACAAGCUGGAGAAGGGCUUCCAGGGCUCGCCCAAGGCCCUGCACAUCGCCACCCACGUCAAGCAGGAGGUGGAGGCCUUCCGGGAGAACCUGCCCCUGGUGCAGGUGCUGUGCAACCCGGGCCUGCGCGAGCGCCACUGGGAGAGCAUGGCGGAGGUGGUGGGCUUCCCGCUCAAGCCGCAGGACGAGGCGACGGCCUGCGUGGCCCACUUCCUGCCGCUGGGCCUGGAGGCGCACCUGGCCAGCUUCGAGCUGGUCAGCGAGGCGGCCAGCAAGGAGCACUCGCUGGAGAAGGCCAUGGAGCGCAUGGAGGGCGAGUGGGGCGACAUCCAGUUCGCGCUGCUGCCCUACCGCGAGACGGGCACCUCCAUCCUGUCGUCGGUGGAGGAGAUCCAGAUGCUGCUGGACGACCACAUCGUCAAGACGCAGACCAUGCGGGGCUCGCCCUUCAUCAAGCCCUUUGAGAACGAGAUACGUGAGUGGGAGGGGAAGCUGCUCCUGCUGCAGGAGAUCCUGGACGAGUGGCUGAAGGUGCAGUCCACCUGGCUCUACCUGGAGCCCAUCUUCAGCUCGCCGGACAUCAUGGCCCAGAUGCCCGAGGAGGGCCGCCGCUUCACCGCCGUCGACAAGACCUGGCGCGACACCAUGAAGCAAGUCUCCCUGGACAAGCAUGUGCUGGCUGUGGUCGCUAUCGAUAAAAUGGUGGAAAAAUUAAAGAAAUCCAAUGAGUUCCUUGAGCUGAUCUUGAAAGGUCUCAACGAGUACUUGGAGAAAAAACGUCUUUAUUUCCCAAGAUUCUUCUUCCUCUCUAACGACGAGCUCCUGGAGAUCCUGUCUGAAACCAAGGACCCUACCAGAGUGCAGCCCCACCUGAAGAAGUGCUUCGAGGGCAUCGCCAGCGUGGUGUUCACCGACGUGCUGGACAUCACGCACAUGAAGAGCAGCGAGGGCGAGGUGGUGGAGCUGCUGGAGACCAUCUCCACCUCCAAGGCCCGCGGCCAGGUGGAGAAGUGGCUGCUGGAGCUGGAGAGCGGCAUGCUGGGCUCCCUGCGCAAGGUGAUUGGUGAAGCUAUAGAAGCUUAUCCAAAGGACCUGCGAAUCGACUGGGUGCGAGAAUGGCCUGGCCAGACAGUUCUGUGUGUGUCCCAAGUGUACUGGACCAAAGACAUCCACGAAGCCAUCGCAAAAGGGCCUCAGUACCUGGAGGAGUACCUGCAGCAGAACAACCGGCAGAUCGACGACAUCGUCACGCUGGUGCGGGGCAAGCUGUCCAAGCAGAACCGCGUCACGCUGGGCGCCCUGGUGGUGCAGGACGUGCACGCCCGCGACGUCCUGGCCUCCCUGGUCGCCAAGAACGUCACCGAGGAGACCGACUUUGAGUGGCUCAGCCAGCUGCGCUACUAUUGGAUCGAAGAACAGCUUCAGACCAAAAUGAUUAAUGCAGGUUUGGCCUACGGCUACGAGUACCUCGGGAACACUCCUCGUCUGGUCAUCACCCCUCUGACUGACCGCUGCUACAGAACUCUGUUUGGGGCUCUGCACUUGCACCUGGGAGGCGCUCCCGAGGGUCCAGCCGGAACUGGGAAGACGGAGACCACCAAGGACUUGGCCAAAGCCGUCGCCAAGCAGUGCGUCGUCUUCAACUGCUCCGAUGGCUUAGAUUACAUCGCUCUUGGCAAGUUCUUCAAGGGCCUGCUCUCCUGCGGCGCCUGGGCCUGCUUCGACGAGUUCAACCGCAUCGACCUGGAGGUGCUGUCGGUGGUGGCCCAGCAGAUCCUGACCAUUCAGAGAGGCAUUUGUGCCAAUGCCGAGUUACUGCUGUUUGAAGGCACGGAACUGAGGCUCAACCCAACCUGUGCUGUCUUCAUCACCAUGAACCCUGGCUACGCUGGACGCUCUGAGCUGCCCGAUAACCUGAAGGCCCUGUUCCGUACGGUGGCCAUGAUGGUGCCGGACUACGCUCUCAUUGCCGAGAUCGUGCUGUACUCGUGCGGCUUUGUGCGGGCGCGGCCGCUCUCGGUGAAGAUCGUGGCCACGUACCGCCUGUGCUCCGAGCAGCUCUCCUCCCAGCACCACUACGACUACGGCAUGAGGGCCGUCAAGUCCGUGCUCACGGCAGCGGGCAACCUGAAGCUGAAGUAUCCCGAAGAAGACGAAGACAUCCUGCUGCUGAGGUCCAUUAUUGAUGUUAAUCUGCCCAAGUUCUUGGCUCACGACCUGCCCCUGUUUGAGGGCAUCACCUCGGACCUGUUCCCCGGGGUGACGCUGCCCAAGCCCGACUACCGGGACCUGCUGGAGGCCAUCCGGGAGAACUGCGAGAAGAUGAACCUGCAGAUGACCGACUUCUUCACCGAGAAGAUCCUGCAGAUCUUCGAGAUGAUGAUCGUGCGCCACGGCUUCAUGCUGGUGGGCGAGCCCUUCGGCGGCAAGACGUGCGCCUACCGGGUGCUGGCCGCCGCGCUCCACGACAUCUGCGAGAAGGGCCUGAUGGAAGAAAAUAGAGUGCAGAUCACCGUCAUCAACCCCAAGUCCAUUACCAUGGGUCAGCUCUAUGGUCAGUUUGACCCCAUCUCGCAUGAGUGGUCAGAUGGCAUUCUGGCUGUGAGCUACAGAGCCUUUGCAGUAUCGCAGAGCCCCGACAGGAAGUGGCUGAUCUUCGACGGGCCGGUGGACGCCGUUUGGAUCGAGAACAUGAACACGGUGCUGGACGACAACAAGAAGCUGUGCCUGAUGAGCGGCGAGAUCAUCCAGAUGUCCCCGCAGAUGAGCCUCAUCUUCGAGCCCAUGGACCUGGAGGUGGCCUCCCCCGCCACGGUGUCCCGCUGCGGCAUGAUCUACAUGGAGCCCCACAUGCUGGGCUGGAGGCCCGUCAUGGUGUCCUGGCUGAACACGCUGCCCGCGGCCGUGCGGCCCCUGCACCGGGAGCUGCUGAGCGGCCUCUUCGACAGGAUGCUGCCCCCCUGCCUGGAGCUGGUCCGCAAGGCCACCAAGGAGCUGUCCCCCACGUCCGACACCAACCUGGCCCACUCCCUGAUGAAUCUGAUGGACUGCCUGAUGGACGAGUUCAGGGACGAGGCCAAGAUGAAGAGCAUGGGCGAGAGAGACAUAUGCUCCUGGCUGGAGGGUAUGUUCGUCUUCUCGCUGGUGUGGUCAGUGGGCGCCAGCUGCGAGGAGAAAGGCCGGCUCAAGUUCGACGCUCUGGUGCGCGAGCUGCUCGCGGGCGGCCUGAGCGAGGAGACGCGCAUGCUCCACGGCCUCCUGGACUCGGUCGAGCCGCCCGCCAAGCAGCUGACCGUGCCGCUGCCCGGGGAGGGCACGCUCUACCAGUACCGCUUCAUCAAGGAGGGCUCAGGCAGGUGGGAGCUGUGGACGGAUGAGCUGCAGACGGCGCCCGCCAUCCACAAGGACAUGCAGUUCAACGAGAUCAUCGUGCCCACGGAGAACACGGUGCGCUACACCGCGCUCAUGGAGCUGCUGGUCACCCACCAGAAGCCCACCGUCUUCAUCGGCCCCACGGGCACCGGGAAGAGCGUCUACAUCAUAGACUUCCUGCUGAGGCGUCUGACCAAAGACGUGUACACCCCGCUUCAGAUCAACUUCUCGGCGCAGACAACGGCGGCCCAGACCCAGAACAUCAUCAUGUCCAAGCUGGACAAGCGGCGCAAGGGUCUGUACGGCCCUCCCAUGGGCAAGAGAACGGUGGUGUUUGUGGACGACGUGAACAUGCCGGCGCGCGAGACAUACGGCGCCCAGCCGCCCGUGGAGCUCCUGAGGCAGUGGCUGGACCACUGGAACUGGUACGACCUGAAGGACUGCUCCAUGAUCAACCUGGUGGACAUCCAGAUCAUGUGCGCCAUGGGGCCGCCCGGUGGUGGAAGAAACCCAGUGACCCCCCGAUUCCUUCGCCACUUCAACACGGUGACCAUUAAUGACUUUGAUGAGAAGACCAUGUACACCAUCUUCUCCCGCAUCCUGGAUUGGCACCUGUCCAUCCGGUUUGCCUUCCCGAAGCCAUUUGCCAGUCUGACCUCCCAGAUUGUAAACGGCACCAUGUUCGUGUACCAGGAGGCCACGAAGAACCUUCUGCCCACCCCCGCCAAGUCCCACUACCUAUUCAACCUCCGCGACUUCUCGCGCGUCAUUCAGGGAGUCUGUCUGUCCAGGCCAGAGACGGCCGAGGACCCCAAAGCCAUCAAGCGCCUCUGGGUGCAUGAGGUCCAGCGGGUGUACUACGACCGGCUGGUGCACAAGUCCGACCAGACGUGGAUGGUGGGCUUCCUGCAGAAGGUGUGCGACAGCCACCUGCAGGAGAACUUCCACCGGCUCUUCCAGCACCUGGCCCAGGACGACGACGGCGCCGUGACCGAGGACGACCUGCGCAGCCUCAUGUUCUGCGACUUCCACGACCCCAAGGGCGAGGACCGCAACUACCGCGAGGUGGCCGACCUGGAGCGCCUGCGGCAGGUGGUGGAGGGCCACCUGGAGGAGUUCAACAACGUCAGCAAGGCGCCCAUGAACCUGGUGCUCUUCCGCUUCGCCAUCGAGCACGUGUGCCGCAUCUCGCGCGUCAUCAAGCAGCCGCGCGGCCACGCCCUGCUGGUGGGCGUCGGGGGCAGCGGGCGGCAGUCGCUGACGCGGCUGGCCGCGCACAUGGCCGAGACGGAGCUCUUCCAGGUGGAGAUCUCCAAGAGCUACGGCAUGACGGAGUGGCGCGACGACCUCAAGGUCAUCAUGCGCAAGUCCACGUCCACCGACACGCACGGCGUCUUCCUCUUCACCGACACGCAGAUCAAGAUGGAGUCCUUCCUGGAGGACGUCAGCAACCUGCUGAACACGGGCGAGGUGCCCAAUCUGUUUGCGGUGGACGAGAAGCAGGAGAUCUGCGAGCGCAUGCGCGUGCUGGACCGGCAGCGCGAGCGCGACAAGCAGACGGACGGCAGCCCGCUGGCGCUCUUCAACAUGUUCCUGGAGCGCUGCCGCAGCCAGCUGCACGUGGUGCUGGCCAUGAGCCCCAUCGGAGACGCCUUCCGCAGCCGCCUGCGCCGCUUCCCCGCGCUCAUCAACUGCUGCACCAUCGACUGGUUCCAGAGCUGGCCGGAGGACGCCCUGCAGGCGGUGGCCUCGCGCUUCCUGGAGGACGUGGAGAUGGACGACGAGGCGCGCUCGGGCUGCAUCAGCAUGUGCAAGAGCUUCCACACGUCCACCAUCAACCUCUCCGCCCGCUUCCUGGCCGAGCUGCAGCGCCACAACUACGUCACCCCCACCUCCUACCUGGAGCUCAUCUCCACCUUCAAGACGCUGCUGCAGAAGAAGAGAGCCGAGGUGAUGACGCUGAAGCGGCGCUACGAGGUGGGCCUGGACAAGCUGCAGUCGGCGGCGGCGCAGGUGGCCACCAUGCAGGUGGAGCUGGAGGCGCUGCAGCCGCAGCUGGUGGUGGCCAGCAAGGAGGUGGACCAGAUGAUGGUGGUCAUCGAGCACGAGUCCGUGGAGGUGGCCAAGACCGAGAAGGUGGUGCGCGUGGACGAGGCCGUGGCCAACGACCAGGCCAUGGCCGCCAAGGCCAUCAAGGACGAGUGCGACGCCGACCUCGCCGUGGCCAUGCCCGUGCUGGAGUCGGCCCUCUCCGCCCUCAACACGCUCACCCAAGCGGACAUCACCAUGGUGAAGGCGAUGAAGAGCCCGCCGGCCGGCGUGAAGCUGGUGAUGGAGGCCAUCUGCAUCCUGAAGGGCAUCAAGCCCGACCGCAUCCCCGACCCGUCGGGCUCGGGCAAGAAGGUGGAGGACUACUGGGGCCCCGCCAAGAAGCUGCUGGGCGACAUGAAGUUCCUGCAGAGCCUGCACGAGUACAACAAGGACGCCAUCCCGCCCAGCCAGAUCGCCGUCAUCCGCAACAAGUACAUCACCAACCCGGACUUCGUCCCCGAGAAGAUCCGCGUGGCGUCCACCGCCGCCGAGGGCCUCUGCAAAUGGGUGUGCGCCAUGGACUCCUACGACAAGGUUGCCAAGGUGGUGGCGCCCAAGAAAGAGAAGUUGGCGCAGGCGGAGGGUGAGCUGAAGGUCGCCAUGGAGAGCCUGCAGAAGAAGCAGGCCGCCCUCAAAGAGGUCCAGGACAAACUGGCCAAUCUGCAGGAGACGCUGGAGGCCAACAAGACCAAGAAGGCUGACCUGGAAAACCAGGUGGAUCUGUGCAGCAAGAAGCUGGAGCGUGCCGAGCAGCUGAUCGGCGGCCUGGGCGGGGAGAAGACGCGCUGGAGCGAGACGGCGCUCCACCUGGGCGAGCUCUACACCAACCUGACCGGAGACAUCCUCAUCUCGGCGGCCGUCGUGGCCUACCUGGGGGCCUUCACGUCCAGCUACAGACAGGCUGCCACUGCAGAGUGGAUGGACCUGUGUAAGUCCAGGGAGAUCCCCUGCUCCAAGAACAUGUCCCUGAUGAACUCCCUGGGGGAGCUGGUGAAGAUCCGCAGCUGGACCAUCGCCGGCCUGCCGUCCGACAGCUUCUCCAUCGACAACGGCAUCAUCAUCUCCAACGCUCGCCGCUGGCCCCUGAUGAUCGACCCGCAGGGCCAGGCCAACAAGUGGGUGAAAAACAUGGAGAAGGCCAACAGCCUGCACAUCAUCAAGCUGAGCGACGGCGACUUUGUGCGCACCCUGGAGAACUGCAUCCAGUUCGGCAACCCAGUGCUGCUGGAGAACAUUGGUGAGGAGCUGGACCCCAUCCUGGAGCCUCUGCUGCUCAAGCAGACCUUCAAGCAGGGCGGCAGCAUCUGCAUCAGGAUGGGCGACUCCACCAUCGAGUACGCGCCCGACUUCCGCUUCUACAUCACCACCAAGCUCAGGAACCCCCACUACCUGCCUGAGACCUCAGUCAAGGUGACCCUGCUGAACUUCAUGAUCACCCCGGAGGGCAUGCAGGACCAGCUGCUGGGCAUCGUGGUGGCCCGGGAGAGGCCCGACCUGGAGGAGGAGAAACAGGCCCUCAUCCUGCAGGGGGCAGAGAACAAGAGGCAGCUGAAAGAGAUCGAGGAUAAGAUUUUGGAGGUGCUCUCCUCGUCCGAGGGGAACAUCCUGGAGGACGAGACGGCCGUCAAGAUCCUCUCCUCGUCCAAGGUGCUGGCCAACGAGAUCUCGGAGAAGCAGGCCAUCGCCGAGGUGACGGAGGUGAAGAUCGACGAGACGCGGAUGGGCUACACGCCCAUCGCCGUGCACUCGGCCAUCCUGUUCUUCUCCAUCGCCGACCUGGCCAACAUCGAGCCCAUGUACCAGUACUCCCUCACCUGGUUCAUCAACCUCUUCAUCCUGUCCAUCGACAACUCGGACAAGAGUGACAUCCUGGAUCAAAGAUUGCAGAUCCUUCGAGACCACUUCACCUACUCGCUGUACGUCAAUGUGUGCCGAUCGCUCUUUGAGAAGGACAAGCUGCUCUUUUCCUUCUGCCUCAACGUCAACCUGCUCAAACAUGAAAAGCUGGUGGACGAGAGCGAGUGGCGCUUCCUGCUGACGGGCGGCGUGGGGCUGGACAACCCCUACUCCAACCCGUGCACGUGGCUGCCCAAGAAGGCCUGGGACGAGCUCUGCCGGCUGGACGAGAUGGAGCGCUUCGGCGGCCUGCGCAAGAGCCUGGCAGCCCUGAAGGACGGCUGGAAGACGGUGUACGACAGCAAGGACCCUCAUCACACCACAUUUCCAGGAGACUGGCAAGAAAAGCUUGGCAAUUUCCAGAGAAUGCUAAUCAUUCGUUGCUUGAGACCAGACAAGCUCAUCCCCAUGGUCCAAGAGUUUGUGGCGGGCAGUCUGGGCCAGCAGUUCAUCGAGGCCCCGCCGUUCAACCUGGGCAAGGCCUUCGGCGACAGCCACUGCUGCGCCUCGCUCAUCUUCAUCCUGUCGCCCGGCUCCGACCCCAUGGCUGCGCUGCUCAAGUUUGGAGAGGAACAGGGCUUCACAGGGAACAGGCUGACCUCGCUGUCUCUGGGCCAAGGACAAGGCCCCAUCGCCAUGAGUAUGAUCCAGACAGGCAUCAAGGAGGGCACCUGGGUGGUCCUGCAGAACUGCCACCUGGCCACCUCCUGGAUGUCCACCUUGGAGCGCGUGUGUGAGGAGCUGAACCCGGACACCACCCACCCGGACUUCCGCCUGUGGCUGACCAGCUACCCCUCGCCCAACUUCCCCGUGGCCGUGCUCCAGAACGGGGUGAAGAUGACCAACGAGGCGCCCAAGGGCCUGCGCGCCAACAUCGCCCGCUCCUUCUCCAUGGACCCCAUCUCCGACCCCGAGUUCUUCAACAGCAGCAGCAAGCCGGCCGUGUUUAAGAAGCUGCUGUACGGCUUGUGCUUCUUCCACGCGCUGGCCCAGGAGAGGAGGAAGUUCGGCCCACUGGGCUGGAACAUCCCCUACGAGUUCAACGAGACCGACCUGCGCAUCUCCGUGCAGCAGCUGCACAUGUUCCUGGACCAGUAUGAAGAAGUGCCCUACGCUGCCAUCCUCUACAUGACGGGCGAGUGUAACUACGGCGGCCGCGUGACAGACGACUGGGAUCGGCGAACCCUGCGCACCAUCCUCUCCAUCUUCUACAAGCCCGACAUCAUCGACGACCCCGACUACAAGUUUGACCCCAGCGGCCUGUACUACGCGCCCUCCGAGGGAGAUUAUAAUAGCUACAUUGAGUACACCAAGGCCCUCCCUCUCUAUCCCUCGCCGGAAAUCUUUGGCAUGAACAUCAACGCCGACAUCACCAAGGACCAGGUGGAGACGCAGCUCCUUCUCGAUAGCAUCCUGCUCACCCAGUCUCGCUCGUCGGGGGGAGACGUCAAGUCCUCAGACGACAUGGUGUUCGAGGUGGCGGCCGACAUUCUGAGCAAGCUGCCGCCGGACUUCGACAUCGAGGCGUCCAUGCGGGCGUUCCCGACCAGCUACAACCAGAGCAUGAACACGGUGCUGGUGCAGGAGAUGGGCCGCUUCAACAAGCUGCUCCAGACCAUCCGCGACUCCUGCGUCAACAUCCAGAAGGCCAUCAAGGGCUUGGUGGUGAUGUCGGCCGAGCUGGAGGAGGUGGUGAACAGCAUCCUGACGGGUAGGAUCCCGGGGAUGUGGAUGAAGAAGUCUUUCCCCAGCCUUAAGCCCUUGGGAGGCUACGUCAACGACUUCUUGGCCAGACUCAAAUUUUUGCAGGACUGGUACGAACACGGCACGCCGGCGGUGUUCUGGAUGUCGGGCUUCUUCUUCACCCAAGCCUUCCUGACGGGGGGCCAGCAGAACUACGCCCGGAAACACACCAUCCCCAUCGACCUCCUGGGCUUCGAAUACGAGGUCAUGGACGACAAGGAGUACAAGAAGCCUCCAGAGGAUGGUGUCUACAUUCGGGGACUGUUUCUGGACGGGGCUCGCUGGGACCGUAAAACGAAGCUCUUGGCAGAGUCCUACCCGAAAGUACUUCAUGACACAAUGCCUGUGAUCUGGCUCAAGCCCAUAAAGAAGACGGACAUCUCGGAGCGCAUGAGCUACCUGGCGCCCGUCUACAAGACCAGCGAGCGGCGGGGCACGCUCUCCACCACCGGCCACUCCACCAACUACGUCAUCUCCAUGACGCUCAACACCAACGUGCCCCCCGAGCACUGGGUCUGCCGCGGGGUGGCGCUGCUGUGCCAGCUCAGCUCCUAGAGGGGGCGCCGCUGCACCCACGUGCGGCCACCCUCAAACCGCAGCCACUUUAUUAAAAUGCACCUAUUUAUGCCUGCUGCUGGAGGUCUGUUUACCAGAGGGCUGAGUAACUCUUAAGAUGAAAGCUUACUUGAAAGCUUACAAAUGGAAAAAAUAAAAAAUAUUUAUUAGAUUACGUUUGUCUCUGAGUCAAGCAGUUGCGAGAAGCUGCAAAGCAUUGCUGAUGUUUAAGUUAAGAGAAUACACAUACUGGAGUAAGCAGUUUA